Acanthopagrus latus (yellowfin seabream) is the source of this 6861-nucleotide messenger RNA. RefSeq lists its product as uncharacterized. Bases 628 to 2574 code for a protein of 648 amino acids. NCBI's taxonomy places the organism in Eukaryota, Metazoa, Chordata, Actinopteri, Spariformes, Sparidae. The transcript has 5 exons. Gene Ontology annotation, biological process: negative regulation of DNA-templated transcription. The record is from RefSeq and is a predicted model, not a curated record.
AUCAUGAGCUGGAGCUCAUGGGGGGCUGAUUCGUAAUGGACCGCCUCGUGUUUUAACCGCUGCUGUGCCGAACCAAAGCGCCUUUCUCAACGCAUGAUUUUGUGAGAACAACAGCAUUAGUAUUAGCAGCUUAUCAGUAUUAGCGCCUGCUGCUCCGUUUGCCCCCCGCCCCCCGGGGUGGGUGUGCAUUGUCGACGCUGCUACUGUCUCUUUAAAUUUACCCAGGAGCCCCUUAAGGAGCCCCAGGGGCCCCUAGUCCGGCUCCCCACCCUGAAGACAAGCAAGAGCCUUAAAAUACAUUACUGGAGGCCUGCGCUCAAGCGCUUCUACCCAGAGCAGGACGGAGCAGCGGGCUGUUGUCGGCGGAGGGAUUCAUGAUUGUGAUUCUGUGAAAAGUUAACUUGGCUCCCGUGCGGGGCGCGUGGGGGGACAUCGUAGAGCACGGGCUCCUCUGCGAUGGGCUCGUUAUAGAGCGCCUGCCAGAUGCGUGUCGAGCGGUGCCGAGCGGUGUGGACAUGUUACUGCUGUAACAUGUUGUUGUUAGAGUGACAUGUCCCGCUUCAACGCUACGAUACAGUGAAGGAAGGAGGGACAGUAGCCACUAUUAACACAGCAGCCGGGUCAGUGAUGGAAGAGAAAGAAACGGGGGAAAGCGAGCCUGUGGACCUCCGGUGUGCCGAGCAGACUGAGCUGCUCUCAUUAAUAAUAAGCGGGGAGGAGGAAGCGACGCCAGAGGAGAGUGACUUGGGAGAAGAGGACAGUCUUGCCAAUGGCCAUGGUGAGGAGGAAUCAGAGGCUGGCAUGGUUACACCUGUCAGGUCUCCAGGUACCAGCUACUGGAGUAUCACAGAGGGCCCGGACCACCCGCUUCUCCUCUCCCCAGCGCCAGGGCCCUCUGCACGUAAACCCAGAGUCCAGAGGGCCUCACGUCCGGGCCUAAGCCGUAUCCCAGGGCGGGACCACCGCCGCUACUACCACGAGUACUGGCGCAGCGAGUACCUCAUGGACUUUGACCCUCAGAGGCAUGGGAUGAUCUGCAUGGUGUGUGGCAGUUCGCUAGCCACCCUGAAGCUCAGCACCAUCAAGAGGCACAUUCGACAGAAGCACCCUGACUCCCUGCUGUGGAGUGCUGCUGACAAGGAGGUGAUCCGCUCAGGGUGGGAGAGCCACCUGAGUCUUGGGGGGGGUCAGAGGUCAUACAGCUCAGCUGUAGGACCUCCACCUCAGGAUGAAGAAGAGCAGCUGGACUCAGAGCAACAUGCUGCUGAGCCCCCAUACCCUGUGACACCCCAGGAGCUGCAAGAACAACCACCUCUCAGUCUGUCUCCCCACUCUGAGGAGGGUGAAGCCCCCCGGCCCGAGCAGGAGGAGCAGGACCUCCCUGGGCCGUCAGCCCAGACCCUGGAGCGCUAUCUGAACGACUCGCUGCACGCCUGGUUCCGCCAGGAGUUCCUGAUGGAGUAUGAGGCAGAGGCCGGCCGGCUGCUGUGUAUGGUGUGUGGAGGAGAGCUGCCCUCGCUUCACCUGGACCACAUCAAGAGCCAUGUGCUGGACACCCACCCCAACUCCUUGGUUUACAGCUCCGAGGAGAAGCACUGUAUCCUGCAGGCCUGGGCUCAGACUCAUGAAGAGCCAGUGAAUUCAAUCAAACCAGAGCCCAACACCAAAGAAGGCGGGGUGGAUCUCUUUGCUCAGGAUGUGGAGGCCAUCCAGAUCAACUCUGACUUAUACCCAGGAGAUGAUGGCACUUUAACUCAGGACACUUGUCUUAUUGGUGAGGAUGGAGGAGUUGGAGCUCCACAACAGGGACCCCAGCCCCUCCGGCAGCCCAGGAAGAGGCGGCUGCGCGGGGGCGAUCCGUGGCGGCUCCGCCUCGACUACCUGGUGGCCUAUGGGCCUCAGAGCCGGGGCACGUUCUGCAUGGUGUGUUCUCAGGUCCUGCAUGAAUCCAAGGUCAGCAGCUUCCGCCGCCACAUCCAGGAAUGUCAUCCUGAGACCACCACCCUGAGUCGAGAAGAAAGGGAAGCCAUGGCUGCUGCCUGGACCAAAGAUUAUUCAAGUGAAGGCACACAAAUUCAAGAUGCAGAAAUCAAUCUGAGCGGAGCUGAUGUCCUCAACACCACAGCAGAGACAAAUGAGGACGCCUCGCCUGAUCUCAGACCACCCAGCAAAAUGGCAAAGAAGGACGAGGGUGUAAAUGGAGGUAAGGGUAAAGCGAAGGACGGGGCUACCGCCACGCCCUCUCGUCACGGCCAUUACCCUGGGAAGGACCAGAGGAGGAACUACCAGGUGCGCUGGCGGAUGGAGUACCUGAUGGAUUACGACUGCCGCAGACAUGGCCUCAUUUGCAUGGUGUGUGGUGCCACUCUGGCCACACUGAAGGUCAGUACCAUCAAGAGGCACAUCCAGCAGGUACAUCCCCACUCCUUUUACUACAGCUCAGAGGAGAAGCAGCAGGCCCUGCUGAGCUACAACCAGACUGCCCUGCAUUUCAUCCACUCUGAUGACUGCUUCUCCUCCCACGACCACGGACACACUGAGCUGGCUCCCACUCCAGCACACUUCGGCACUUAGAAAGGGCUUCCGUCCGUUGCUCCUCACAUGGCCCCUGUUCAAAAGCAGUCUCCCGCCUUCUUUCUUAGAGGGAAAGUCCAGCAUUUGUCAAACAGGAUCUUAUUCUCUUAACCAUGCCGUAUAUUUAUACUUUAUAUUUUCACUUGGUUCUUGUCGAAGUUUAAAUUUACCAAAUGUGUCGGAUGCAGGUGCUGUGUACAACCAGCGCUCAUAAUGGACGAAAAAUAAGAUCCAUGUUCACAAAUACUGGACUUUACCCUUUAAAUGUGGACCUGAGAGGACUUCUGUGGCAUGUUGCAGGUAGUAACUGCCACAGAGGAAAUGCCUGAACCUUAAAAUGUCAUUGCAUAAAAAAAUGAAAGUCCAGCCACUCACUGGAGACCCGAGCCUUAUAUGCACAGGAUCUGGGUUACUGUGGACCUUGUAAGAUUUAGGAAAUGACGCCAGUGAGUGUAUGUGCGCACAGAUGCGCAGAAUCUGUGUUUUAUUUAGACUUACAUUUGAAUUUUAUUAUCAGGGCCAGAUCAAAUCAGCUUUUGGAGAGUAAAAUUUAGGAGCUGCUGUGGCUGGCUUGUGGUUGCAUGUUCAUGAACUACAGUUAACUCACAGUGUACGGUAGCUUACCAACUAGCCCCACAAGUAGUAGUAAUUUGUAACUUAAAUCUAUGUCACUGGAAUGUCUGUGAACAGUUUUGUUUAACUGUGCUGAACCUUAGAGGAUCAGCUCACCUGAAAAGGAAAAUUCAGCCACUAUCUCUUCCCUCCAUGCUGAUGGGAAACUGAGUGAAAGGUUAGUACACAAAACAUUUCUGGAGCUUCACAUCAAAACCAGUUUGGCGCUACCUAUAAAUAAUUUAGCCUUUGCACUUUCUGCUCUGAUCACCUCUACUGAAAUGGGGCUUGAGACAUUAAAUCCCCCUCCAUGAGUGUCUGGACAUUUAUCUUUUAACUUGGUCUGUGAUCAUGGUACAGUAUGUGCUGUGUAACUUUCAGGUCCAGGAAGGCCCCGAGGCUGGUUUUGGUCUUACGCUCUCAGGAAGUUAGAAACAGAAUCUACGGCAAAGCCGAGGUGAAUUAGUUUUAUGAUAAUGUGUCUGAAGACAACACAGCACUUUGCCCCUAAAAAUGUACUUAACCCCAGCUUUCCUUGUGUACAGCCAAUUGAAUGAGACUGUGUUUGAUGUUUAUUGCUGAAGACAAUGAAUGGCAACGUGCAGUCAGUCAGUAGGAUUUCUCUAGUCUAUUUAAUUCCUUGUUUACAGUGGAGGAGAAGGAUGACCUCCUCUCUCAUCCAUUCUAAUGAGAUAUGUUAUCUCUGUCAGUUGCAUCGUUGCUCCACCUGCCUGCAUCCUUUUUAUCAUCUACAAGUCAUUUCAGCUAAAAAUUCUGCACAAAAAAAGAAUAUGUAAAUAUAUGAAAAAAUAGAAUUAUUUUUCCUUUAUACAAGCACUUUUAUGCACCCUGGUUUCUACAAAACGUGUUUGUAAUUAUGUCAAGUUUUUGUACUUCAGAAGAUUUGAAGAUUUCAACAGUGAUGUUCUUUAACAGCUGGAGACGGCUCGAAGGACUUUUACUUUGAAAAGUUUGCUCUCAGCUUUGGUACUGUUUCCUUUUUCCUUUCAUUGUACAAAGUGUAUGCAACAAAAGAACUAAGAGCAGUCUGAGAAAGAAAAGUCGGUCAUAACAUGUCACUUUUUCACCUGGAAAAUGUAACUCAGGGAUUCUGUUUCCACCAACAACCAUUUCAUCAGUGAUCUUUCAGGAACACGCAGGCUGUUGACAUUUGAAGAUACUGAGUACAUUUGUCAGCUUCAGUUAUAUCGGUGAUGCUAUAUAUGCGAAUGUGAGUAUUAGGGCCACUGUUUAAAAAAAAACAGAUUGAAAAAAAGAUACAGAUUCUGAGAAUCUGAGAGUCAAAUAUUUUGAGAAUGAAGUCAUGUAAGGAGAAUUACAGUCUCAUUUUGAAGAAAUGGCCAUAAUAUUAAAAAAAAGUUGACAGCUCUAAAAUAUUUUUGGAAUAUUUUUUAUUUAAAGCAACAAAAUUUAACUUCCUGUUGAUUGUUCAAGUCUCUUCCCCAACACUGGUGCUUCAGGUUGUAGUCUGACCCGAGCUUCCAGUCUCUCUCUCCUGAAAUCACAUUUUGUUGAUUUAAAUAAAGUCAGAAUUAGAAACAAAAAAUCAUACUUUGAGAAAAAAAAUGUAAAUGUUCGUUUAGUGUCGGUUUGUUUUGAAGUAUCAUAGUAUGACAUGAAAAAGUGUCUGCAGAAUAAAAUGACAAUAAGGAAAAACGAAAGUCUUGAUUGUAUAAGAAAAAAGAUGUCAUAAAAGUCAUGAUAUUUCAUGAUAAAGUUGUAAUUGUUAUUAAAUAUGUGACUGUUGGACUAUCAGGAAAACUAGAACAUACACAUUAAGAUCUCUGCUUUCUCUCUAAAGGUGUCCCUACUUUUCUCAGUUGAAGCUUUUGCUACUAAACUAAUGUACCGGUGAAGUACAGGUCUGCCCAAGCGGAGUCUCCCUACUGCACUGAGACAGCAGUGCAACAGUGUCAUAUUUCCAUUUCAUUGGUCCACUCUGACUAAGAAUAGGCCCCUACAUCACUCUAGAACAGUUCUGUCACAGCACUUAAUUAUUUAAAUUGAAGUAAGUUACAUUGAAAUGAAUGAUAAAUCAUUCGUUGAAAUGACAUUUGAUGCAUUUGCUUGUGUGUGUAUGUGUGUGUGUACGUGUGUGUUUAUACUGUGUAUGUGUAUGAUGGUGUGAGGAGAUAUGUGUUUUUUUUUCUUCUCUCUCACCUCGACCUUCCAUCUGUACAAGGCCAACAUGUGACAUAUGCAUUCUCUCCUCAUUGAUCUUUGAAUAAAUACUCAACACCCUGACACCAUUUAUAUAGUCUUUUCUGCUACAUAAAUAUAAGGCACUUAUUUUAAUUUUGUUUUUGGUAUAAUGUUGUUUAAUGCUCAAAUACUGUAGCUGGACAGCCUAAUUGUCAGAAUCUUAGGGACUUAAAGCAACAACGGUUGAACAGAUGUCAAUGGUGUUUGACCACACUUCCUGGUGGGGCCGAUACAGAUUGCUUGAAAUCAAGGAGACUGAAAAAUUUCCAAUUAAAAAUGUAAACCUCUGUGUCAAAGGUUUGAACGACCAUUGAUGAAAUGAACUGAACAAUUUUACGCAAGUACUAUUCUUAAGUACAAUUUGAGGGACUUGAGUUUUUCAGUUUUCUGCUACUUCAUACUUCCUCUCCCCUACAUUAAUUUCAUAAGCUUAGUUCCUAGUUACCUUGCAGAUUCAGGAUUUCUCAGUGAUUGUAGGCUACAAAUGGUGACAUGUUACACAUCAGAUAGUGUUUUGUGCAGGACAUUGUAUAAGAGGAUGUUACAUCAGAGCCAAAAAAGCCCAUUUUAAAUGAGUUCAUUUUAUCUGCAGUUUGACAGUGCCAAAUCACAUACCAAUAAUCUUAAAAUGAUUAACAUGGGCCGAUAAUUGGUCUUUUUUUAAUAUACAUAACCAUGUACACAGUCAGAAAUUAAUUCUAAUAUCUGAAUGUUUUGUUUAUAUUUCAGGAUUAAUUGCUUUGACAGCAGAUCUCUAUCAAGUCUGGUGAAACAUUCAGGAUUGUGUCAAGUCACUGACAGUGGAUGAAUAAAGCAUUUUCAUAUACAUAGAACACUAUCACCCAGUUAUCCUCAACUGUACAUUCAUCUCAACAUAGCUGCUGACUUUCUAUCCCUUCAUUCAGCACUUACAACUUUGUGGCUUUGAUUCUAUUAUGUAAUACCACAUUGGCUUUAAACGAGAAGUCAAGUCUGCAUGUGACUAUUAACACUUAAUGGUUUUAGUAUGUUGGCCAGGUCUAAAAUUAGAAAGAGUAAUCCUCUCUCUACCCAAACAGCAACAGACAGCAGACUCAAGGCAAAUCUUAUUUUAGAUAUUUCAUCUGGAGGUAUUUUGUAAUCGCCCGUACUCCCACACUGCAGACAUGCUGGGAAAUAUUUGUUGUUUUCUGUCAAGACCGUCAGAUGCCCUCUACCCAGAGAGAAGAGAACAGAUCCACCACAGUCCUUUGACGUGUUUUUAUUAAUUUCACUUUGACAUCAGUACAGAGACCACAUACUUUUUUUCUGUUUUAUUUUUUUUUUCCUGCAACAUCUUUCCCAAAGCUUCAAAAAAUUGGAACCAAAGUCAUAGCUAAUACAAAACAGAGCUGAUGUUAGUGAACAAUGUCUAGAUACCAGUAGAGUCAAAAGCAAAACAAGACUCGCCAGAGACCAAAAAAAAAAAAAAAA